UGACAAUUAACUGUCAUAUAAAUUAAUUGAGGUUAUAGUUAUGAUUAAAGUAAAAAAGUGAUAUGACAAAAAUAUAAGGGGGCAAUUAUUAAGUUUAUAUUCCGAUUUGUUUAGAAAUGAUGACGUCUCAAACUUUUCCGGUUUUAAAAAAUGACAGAAUUCUUAAAGUUGCAAGGGGUGAAAAACCUGACAAACUACCUAUAUGGAUAAUGAGACAAGCUGGAAGGUACUUACCUGAAUUUUUGGAGUUCCGUAAAAAACAUUCCUUUUUUGAAAUUUGUCAAACUCCAGAACUAGCUUGUGAAGUUACAUUAAUGCCAAUAAAACGGUAUGACUUCGAUGCAGCUAUUAUUUUCAGUGAUAUUCUGGUUAUUCCACAGGCUCUAGGUAUGACUGUAGAAAUGAGACCUUCAGUUGGACCUGUUUUACCUGAACCUUUAACACUAGACAAUAUAAAAAAUUUGAAAAAAGAUGGUGCUGUUUCAAAGUUGAAAUAUGUAGGUGAUGCUAUAACUCUCACAAGACACAAACUAGAUGGGAAAGUACCCCUAUUUGGAUUUUCUGGUGCCCCUUGGACUCUAAUGGGGUACAUGAUAGAAGGUGGAGGUUCAAAAACCCUUAGUAAGGCUAAGAAAUGGUUGUAUCAAUAUCCAGAGGUAUCACAUCAGCUUUUAGAACUAUUGACUGAAGUUAUAAUAGGUUACUUAGUAAUGCAAAUUGAAUCUGGGGCCCAGAUAGUUCAAGUAUUUGAUAGUAGUGCUGAAUAUCUCAACAAGAGUUUAUAUGCAAAAUUUUGUUUACCUUAUUUGAAAAAAAUAGCUACAGAAAUAAAAAGUAAAUUAAAAGAUAAAAAUUUGGAACAAGUUCCUUUGGUUCUGUUUGCCAAAGGGGCACAUUUCAACUUUAGUGAUCAAGCUGCACUAGGUUAUGACGUUCUUGGUAUAGACUGGACCAUGAAUCCUGAUAUUGUGAGGAGUACACUUAAGGAUAAAAAUAUUACUGUACAGGGUAAUCUAGACCCAUGUGCCUUAUAUGCUCCUAAAGAGGAAUUAAUCAAAUUAGUGACUGACAUGAUCAAAGCAUUUGGUACUGAUAGAUACAUUGUUAAUUUGGGUCAUGGCAUUUACCCAGAUGCUCCUACUGAAAGUGUUCAAACAUUUAUAGAAACUGUACAUUCUGUAAAAUUGUAAUAGUGGAGUAAUUUGGUUUCUACAAUGAAUAAAAUAAAGAAGUUUC
Molecule: messenger RNA, 1236 nt
Organism: Diorhabda carinulata
Lineage: Eukaryota; Metazoa; Arthropoda; Insecta; Coleoptera; Chrysomelidae
Product: uroporphyrinogen decarboxylase
Exons: 5
Coding region: 117-1190 (357 amino acids)
Biological process (GO): heme biosynthetic process
Cellular component (GO): cytosol
Molecular function (GO): uroporphyrinogen decarboxylase activity
Source: RefSeq, a predicted model, not a curated record